CCGGUCUGCAUGCCAGAGUAACGGUAGUCGUUUCCUCAGAUCCCCCAAUUGUCUGGGUUUGUUGACGUUUGCAGAAGUGCAGCAGUAGUUAGUAACGGGGCUCUGCCCCAUGUUUAGACCAGUCGUGUGACAGUCAGCGAAGCUAGCCAGCUAGCUGGCUGGCUUAAAUGGGUUUUCGUGUGAGAAGAUGAUCGCUUCACUCUCGAGAGGAAGUUUGAUGGAUGAGGUUCUUCACGGAGGCUUCAACGAGCAGCAGCAGCUGGCAGCAUAUGUUUCCUGGGUGAACUCUCAGCUGAAGAGGAAACCAGGCUUAAAGCUCAUCACAGACCUCAGGCAUGAUCUGCAGGAUGGGGUUGUGCUCACACAGCUAAUCGAGAUAGUUGCUGGGGAGGUGCUGGAAGGAGUGUAUGCUGCUCCACAAAACAAAGAGGAGAGCAGGAAGAAUGUGGAGGAAGUCUUGCGCUUCAUUUCCUCCAGGCACAUACGCAUGCCUCACAUAUCCGCAAGAGACAUUGUCGAUGGUAAUCUGAAAUCCGUAAUGAGGGUAAUUCUGGCAUUGGCGGCCCAUUUCAAACCCACAGCCAAUCACAGGAAUGCUUCUGGGAGCGGGAGGAGGUUGACGAGAGGCCAUGCCAGUCACAACCCUCUCUCCACUGUUGCUCUAGCUCAGGGUGCCGCUGCUACUCUGGCAUCAGCUCGACACGAUGCCUCGCUGCCCACACAUACCGCACGCCUCCACAGUGGCUGUGGAUUGGAUGGGGAGAAGAGUGUGUGUGUCCGUGCACUGGUUGAACAGUAUGAAAGAGGAGCCCCAGAUGAACAGGAUAACCCUCAGCAUAGCAGCCUCAGCUCUGUUAGUCCGCUGUCAUCACCAAGAGCUCCACCGAGCAGCCACUCAGACAGGCAGGAGCAAGACCAGGAGCAACAGCAAAGCAGUGCCGAGUCAUCUCAAGUUGCAGUGGAGAUGGCAUGGGGGGACUCUCUCAAUGAUACUUUGGAGAAAGAGGUGCAGGAGACACGAAAAAUGGUGUCUGCAUUACAGGCUCUGCUGCUGCGUGGUUCGCUGCCCGAGGACGAGCAGGAUGCGUCUUUGACUUUGGAACAAGGGAACACAUCUGAACAGCAGCUGGUAGUCAUUCGCAGUCGUUUAGAUCAGAGUAUGGAGGAAGCUCAAGAGCUGAAGAGGGAACUGUUGUGCUGUAAGCAGGAAGUGAGGAACCUGCAGGGAGUCAAGGACGCCCAGCAGCAGAGACUCUGCACUCAGGAGGCGCUGAUUCUGCAGAUGAAGCAAGAGCUGCUCAGAGCCAGCAUGACGAAGGAUGAACUCAACAGCAAAAAUGCAGAGCUACAGUGGAAGCUGGAGGAAUGCAACAGGCUGUGGGCUGAAUGCAAGAAGGAGGUCGCUCAGAAGGACAGACUUCUACAGCAACUCAAACACAAGCUCGAAGAAAGCCAGGACAUGCAGAAUGAACUACAAAGAGAGUUGGAACAUAAAAAUGGCAUGGUGCAGGAGCUGAUGAGCAGAGAUCCACAACAGAUUCCCACCAGUGCAGAAAAUAAUGGCUGUUCUUACCCUGGAAAUCCUGCUCCUUCUUUGUCUGGCCAGGCAGAAGAAGUUCAGCUGCUCAGAGAUGCACUUCGGAGUUUGAGGAACAACUUCAGAGACCACGACCCGCAGCACCAUACACUGGACACCCUGGAGCAGGGCAUUGUAUCACUCAUUGACAGGCUGCAUGUUCUGCACACGCAGAGGGGAAGAGGGAAAUCUCCGAGAUGCAAAGCCCAACACGGAGAUUUGGACUCGUUGUCUUCCGCAAAGAAUUGUCAGUCCCACAGUGGUUCAUCUUCCUCCACAAAAAUCCUUUAUUUUACUGGAAAAUCCCCAACGCCUUCAAUGAUCACUAUACCGAAGAGGCUGGGUGAGGUGACUCUCAAGGAUGUUAAGGCAGCUGUUGAUCGAGAGGGAAACUACAGGUACCACUUUAAAGCCCUGGACCCAGAGUUUGGCACUGUGAAAGAAGAGGUAUUCCUGGAUGAAGCAAUUGUUCCAGGUUGGGAAGGAAAAAUAGUGGCCUGGGUAGAAGAGGACUGUGGCGAGGAAAGGCCGCUGUAGGUUCAAACUGAGAGGCUCUCGACACUUUUUACUGUGAUCCCAGAGGCACAUUAAGGCAGCAAAGGCACAAGUGGACUGGACCUUCUAUCAAAAUACUGUAGGAGCACGAGGUUUGGGUUCAUUGUAACUGAUGUCCAUAAUAGUGUAAAAGUCAGUGCCUUACACGGUAAAGCUAUUUAUGGACUCAGAAAUAACGUUUUAAAGGACCUGUCGAAAACCACAGUAGUGUUGUUGUUUCACCACAACUACAGAACAUUUACUGUAGUCACUGUUUAGUUUUUUAUUACUUGUUCAUCAGUGUUGCCUUCAAAGAGACACCACCAGAUUACAUGUUACAAAUUUAUGUUUUCUGUUAUGUCUUCAGGUACGUUACAGUUUUCAUUAAUAUAAGCUGUUACCUUCAGAUAAAGAAAUAGGAUUUGGGGGAGGGGGGGUGUUGUACAUGUUUUGCGCUCUGAUUUGUCUAAACUGUGGUCGACAAAAUAUAGAGAGACAAGACACGACUGUAUUUCUGUGUUUCGUGUUAGUUACAUAUGAUGGCAUGGUGGUCAAAAGGACUCAUUUGUGAACUAAUUCAAGAGGAUAGUUGAAUGUGGCUUUGUAGCCAAUCGGCGUGCCUUGUAAGCAUGCUCAGAUUGAACUUCUGUUAGUAAAAACGAAUUUUGUGUAAAUUUGUGUCUUCACUAUGCCUUUAAAUAUAUUAAUUUUAUGCCUGCUGUUUGUUUAAAGAGAUUAUGAACCGAGGAUGUCCCUCCUCUGGUCGAAAUAUGCUCUGGAUGUGAAUUUUACAUCAGAACGUUCACAGGAUCCUUGUUCUGUAACAUUUAGCCAUCUUUCUAUUUACUGUGUGCGGGUGUAUGUGUGUGUGUACACACACAGAUGCGUGUGUUUGGGAAGUUAAACUGGUUGUCACACAUGUCAUUGUUUUUCCCUGCCCUUGUCUUGCCAUUUGGGAUAAACUCCUACAGAAUCCAGCAGAAUCCAUGCAGAUGUCUGUUUAUUAACUCCUGCUUGAAUACCACGACUGGCUGUACUGUAGAAUGUAGAAUAUACUGGUGAGAGGAUUAUUGAACACCUGAGCUGUUUGCUAAAAGUUAUUUUUUAAGUGAAUACUGUCUGUUAACAGCUUUUAUUGUACGUUAGGUAUUUUUGAAAUAAAA
Molecule: messenger RNA, 3273 nt
Organism: Pelmatolapia mariae (spotted tilapia)
Lineage: Eukaryota; Metazoa; Chordata; Actinopteri; Cichliformes; Cichlidae
Product: dixin-like
Exons: 21
Coding region: 188-2113 (641 amino acids)
Biological process (GO): canonical Wnt signaling pathway
Cellular component (GO): cytosol
Molecular function (GO): frizzled binding
Source: RefSeq, a predicted model, not a curated record